GGUGUUGGGGUAUAAAAGCAUGAAACUGUGAUCAGAUCCCAACAGAAGAUCUCUUAAGACCUCCAGCUGACAGACAUCACAGAUUGCAUCCCUGCAGCACAACUUUCAUCAUGAAGUUGUUGUCCGCUCUUCUCCUCCUGGUCCCUCAGCUGAACAGCUGCACAGCUUAUCUCUUUCCUAUGGACUGCAGUGAUAUCUUUAAACAGAACCGUGAGCUAUCCAGUGGAGUUUACUUCAUCUGUCCCUGUGGACCCACGUCUUGUGUCCAGGUCUACUGUGACAUGAAAUCUUUUGGAGGAGGAUGGACAGUGUUCCAAAGAAGGAUGGAUGGCUCAGUGAACUUCUACAGGCCCUGGAUGUAUUACAAGUCGGGUUUUGGGAACGCGGCGGGAGAGUACUGGCUGGGUCUGGAGAACCUCUUCCACUUAUGUCACAGAAGGAAGUUUGAGCUGGUGGUAGUCAUGGAGGAUUUUGAAGGACAUCAAGCUUAUGCACGUUACUGCUUGUUCAGUGUUGGUCCGGAGUCUUUGGGUUACCCUCUGCAUGUGUCUGGAUUCUCUGAUGGAGAAGCAGGAGACUCCCUGAGUUAUAACAGCGGACAGAAAUUCUCCACCUUCGACAACCGCCAGGACUGUAAUGACGUCAGCUGUCCCAGAUUAUUCCUGGGGGCUUGGUGGUAUAAAAAGUGUCAUAAGUCAAACCCAAAUGGGGUGUAUCGUUGGGGAUUUGAUGAUACACUCCACGGAGUUGGAGUGGAGUGGUCCACAUUUAAAGGCGAUAACUACUCCCUGAAGUAUAUUGCUUUUAUGAUCCGUCCUGUUCAUCAUUGAGAGCCUUAGAUAUUAAUGUUUCAAGUGAUCAAACUGAAUAUGUA
Cyprinodon variegatus (sheepshead minnow) is the source of this 874-nucleotide messenger RNA. RefSeq names its product microfibril-associated glycoprotein 4-like. Lineage: Eukaryota; Metazoa; Chordata; Actinopteri; Cyprinodontiformes; Cyprinodontidae. Gene Ontology annotation, biological process: elastic fiber assembly. The coding region runs from base 111 to 830 and encodes 239 amino acids. The transcript has 6 exons. The record is from RefSeq and is a predicted model, not a curated record.